AUUCCCACCAGACAGACAAGCGAAGCGAGGUAAAUCAGAAACAACAAUUGAGGUGUGUUAAAAUAGGAUUAAACGUGUACCAAUUACCUGUUACCCAUCACAUCGAACUUAAUAGAGAUGGGCAAUUUCCCUAAGUUACCGGAAGGAACCGACCUUCCAGUGGGGACUCAUAAGGUAAAGGUUCUUAAAUACUUAUCUGAGGGAGGGUUUGCACACAUUUAUAAAGUUAAGAUUGAUCCACCAGAAGAUGAUUCUGAUAUUGCUUGCUUGAAAAGAGUGAUUGUACCAGAUAAGGCAGGAUUGAAUCUAUUAAGAAAAGAAGUUGAUGUUAUGAAAACCUUACGUCAUGGUAGAAAUAUCGUUAAAUAUUAUGAUUCUCAUGCAGAACGUCUAGAUAAUGGUACUUAUCAAGUAUUGGUAGUAAUGGAAUUAUGUCCCAAUAAAUCAUUAUUGGAUUAUAUGAAUGCUCAUAUAAAAACAAGAUUAUCUGAAAGAGAGAUUUUAAAGAUCAUGCUUGAUAUAUCAGUGGCCUUAUACGAAAUGCAUCGGUUAAAGAUGAUUCAUAGAGAUGUUAAGAUAGAGAAUGUCCUUAUUGAUUCAAGACAUGACUUUAAACUUUGUGAUUUUGGUUCCACAUCACCUCCAGUAUUACCUCCAAAGGAUCAACAAGCAUUCCAACUUUUAAGUCAUGACAUAUUAUAUCAUACUACUCCCCAAUAUAGAGCUCCAGAAAUGAUUGAUUUAUAUAGAGGAUGGGCUAUUGAUGAAAAAGCAGAUAUUUGGGCUUUAGGUUGUUUCUUAUUUAAGCUUUGCUAUUAUACUACACCAUUUGAAGCCAAUGGUGACAUAGCUAUCCUACAUGCAUCUUUUCAAUUCCCUCAUUCCCCUAUUUAUUCAGGAGACCUUAAAAAUUUAAUCAUUAUCAUGCUUCAAGAAAGUCCACUUUUCAGACCUAAUAUAAUUCAAGUUUUAAUGUUGAUUUGUUCAAUUUCAGCAAUUGAUUUCAAAACUUUAAAAGUGGAAGAUAUCUAUCAUCGUGGUCCUUAUAAUUUUCAAGCAUUACACAGUUAUCAACGUCAAAAGCAGGCCGAACUUCUCAAACAACAAGAAGUAUACUUGCAACAACAAGCACACUCAUUGGCGGGAUCGAAAAAUCCCAGCAGUGUUAGUCUUGUCAAUAAAUCAUUUGACAGCUCACCAGUCACACCUAGUCCUUCACAAGCCAAUAAAGUGGUUAAGCAAGCAGACCAAGCACCUCAAUUACAAAUACCAGAAGCAGUUCAGGGACUGACACUACCUAUUACUCAAAAGCCUCUCAGUGAUGGUUCUAACGUGUCACUAAUUGGAACCCAAACUGAGCCAACGACAAUUCUGAAAGUAAUCUCCAAAGAAUCAGACGAGGAUCAAAAUUCUGAUCUUGACUUUAAUGAUUUGGAUGAUUUAGGAGAUUUAAGUAACGCAGAAGAAAGAUAUCCAUCAUUGGAUGAUUUGUUAGAUGAACCAUUGAAAGUUCCUAUGUCCAAUAAUGAAAUUCAGGAUGGUAUUAUUAAUUCUCCAGUCACAAUUGAUAAUUUUGAAAGUAAAAGGGAAACUCUGAAUUCAUAUGCACCAUCCAUAAAGGUUUCUGAUAGCAUAUACGACCAGGAUUUCAACAUAUCUGACAAUAUUGAAGGUCGUAAGUCACAAGAGUAUCCAGAACUACACCUCACAGAAGAAAAUUUGAAGAACUUGAAAAAGUCUAAUGUGUCGGAAAAUAUGCUUGAUAAGAAGGAAAAUUGGAUUGGUUUGCAUUCAAAAAUGGACAAGAGUGCUGAACAAUUGGUAGAUGAUAUAUUUUCGAGUCAAAGUAAAUCACCAAUGCCAUUUGAAUCUCAACCCCAAAAGACCAAUCAAAGUUCAAAAUCGGAAAAUUCAGCCCUGAAGAGUAAUAUAAUGUCCGAGGAUGAAUCACAUUAUGUUGAGAGUAAAUCCAAUGAUGGCAGACAGAGAGAAAGAAAACCAUCGAAUAAUGAUAAUGAAAUUAACUUAAUAGAUCUUCAUGUUGAAACCCCAAUUUUAUCAAAAUCAAGUGAGGAUGUCAAUCAAGUAAGAAGCCAAAUAAACCCGCUGGUUUCAAUGGAAAAAUCUCAAACUACAAGUAACGAUCAACCAUCUUCUUAUAAUACGGUUUCAGUACCUAUGAAUAUUGGUGCAUCAAUCAACAUGAAUCCUUUCCCAUUCAUUCCAAAUCAAGAUAUAAAGAGUUCAGAAAAGCUUGAUUCUCAGAACCAGCGUACAUCUAGUUCAAACCCUUGGGGUACUUAUAGAGCCAAUGUUCAACCAGUGAUUAAUAAUAAUGAUUUCACCAACUUUGAGGCAGUUGCAUUACCAACAGAUGAAAAUAAUACGUCAAUGAAGAUGACUGACUCUUUAAGCAAUAAGCCACCGAAAGAGGAUUUUAUUGAACCUAACUUAAUUGAUCUAGAAAUUGGUUUAGAAUCUUCAGGAUCAUCAUUGAACACUCCAGUUUUAAAACCUAGGGUUAAGAGUAAUGAGAUGAGUAUUGCUGAGUCCGGUAUGUCACUUCUUGAUUUGAAUACUAAUGAUGAAAAUGAUUCAAAACAAGAGAUCAAGCAAACAUUUAAAAAGAGAAUACCUUCAAAUCAAAAUCCAACUAAUUUAAACUUCCAAGAAGAAGUUAUUGAUUUUGCAUCUGAUGAUGAAAAUCCUGAGAAUGGUUCAAAUUUGAAUAGAUUAAAGAUAAGGAAUUCUUUAAAGAAGCCUCCUAAAGCAAGGAGAUCAGGUGAAUACAAGAGAAAUGAAAGUGUUUCAAGCGAAGGAAAGAAGAGAUUAUCUUUCUUUGGAGGAUCUAGUUAAAUUAAAUUAAUAUUAUUAAUACAUAAGUUUUAGAUAGGAUUUUUUUGCAUAUAAAUUUAUUUUAUAAAUUAUGAUAACUAUAUGGUAGCGUGAGUUGAU
This is a messenger RNA of Scheffersomyces coipomensis, 2955 nucleotides long. It is a transcript of the gene AKL1, whose product is annotated as serine/threonine protein kinase. Lineage: Eukaryota; Fungi; Ascomycota; Pichiomycetes; Serinales; Debaryomycetaceae. Gene Ontology annotation, cellular component: cytoplasm. Gene Ontology annotation, molecular function: ATP binding; protein serine/threonine kinase activity. Gene Ontology annotation, biological process: actin cortical patch assembly; protein phosphorylation; actin filament organization. The transcript has a single exon. The record is from RefSeq and is a predicted model, not a curated record. The coding region runs from base 118 to 2856 and encodes 912 amino acids.